GUUUGUUUACGUGCUUGGAUUUUUAUCAUUUUUAUAUUAUUGGAUUGUGUUUUUUUACUCACAAAUUAGCUUUAUAGCAAAGACUUUUACGACUUUUACUUUAAAGUAAAAAUUCAGAACUUAAAAAUGGUUUUUAAAUGUUGUGUACCGGGCUGCAAAAAUUACCAAAAAGAUGCUCAAAUGCAUAUUUUUCCGAAAAAUCAAGAGCUGUAUAAUGUUUGGAUAAAAAGGAUUGGCCAUCCCAAUUUACAAGAAAUGCCAAUGGAGAAGGUCCGAAAAUCAUACCGUGUAUGUAAUGUCCAUUUUGGGCCAGAUGCACAAUACAUUGGACUAAUAAAUAAAUCCACCAUUAAAAAAGAUGCUAUUCCAUCUUUAUUUUUACCACCAACUAAUUUGUCAACAAAUGCAGGAGAAGAUUUUCUGAGAAUAAAUAUGGAAAUAGAAGAAUCUGCUGAGGUAGAUUUGCCCAUAGAAAAUAUGGAAGUAGAAGAAUCUAUUGAGGUAGAGGGAAAAUUGCAGAAUGUGACACCACUUCCUUCUACAUCUAGUGCUGCUAAUGUAUUAAGUUUAAAUAAGCGAAUAAACUUAUUGGCCUACACACAAGUCGGAAGGACAUCAGAACUUACCCCCAAAGCAAAAAAGCUGUACAGAAUAACGUCUAGUUUGAGAAAAUCAGCUAAACGAUUAAAUUUUAAGUGUUUAGAUCUAAGAGAAAAGCAAAGCCCAAAGGGUUAUAAGUUAUUUAAAAAAUUAUUUGCAGCUCCUUCAAGAAAGACCCUAACAAAUAUGUUAAGGAAAAUAUCUUUUAAUACUGGCAUAAAUCCAGUUAUUAUGGAAUCAUUAUCGCACAAGGAGAAGAAUAGUCUCUUUGGUGUUCUUAUUGGUGGUAAAGAGGUAGUUCCUUUAUAUGAUCCUCCACAUUUAUUAAAAGGUGUGAGAAAUAAUUUCUUUAAAUAUAAUUUAAAAUUCAAAUGGAGAAAGCCACAUUAUGAAGUUGCUAAAUGGGAUCAUAUAAAGAAACUCUUUGAAAUUGAGGGCACUGAAGAUGACGAUUAUAAAUUGUAUAACUACACCGAUGAAAUCCCCAUACAACGAGGAGUCAGACAAGGUUUCAUUUUAUUGCCUACAUUGUUCAAUGUUUACUCGGACCAGCUAUUUAAAAAGGCACUUAAGAGACAACCAUAUGGAAUAAAAAUCAACGGGGAACUACUUAAUGUGAUUAGAUAUGCAGACGAUACAGUAGAAGAGAAAAUAGGCAUUGAAAUAAACUCAAACAAAAUCAAAUUUUUAGUGUUUAGUCGUGACCCAAAUAUCGAUGCAAAGCUUCAAUUGAACGGAAUCCAAGUUGAGAAAGUUCACAAAAUGACAUAUUUGAGAACUGUGAUAACGGACCAACUAGAUCCAGACAGAAAUAAAACGUAG
This is a messenger RNA of Diabrotica balteata, 1422 nucleotides long. The record is from the annotation of a GenBank genome assembly. NCBI's taxonomy places the organism in Eukaryota, Metazoa, Arthropoda, Insecta, Coleoptera, Chrysomelidae.